AUGGAUUUCGGUCUUGAAACCAUGGCCGGGGCCAAGGUUGCUGGUGAGGAUCCAACAUCCCACCCGGUGUUGCUGGAGAAUGCCUCACAACGCUCUGUCGCCCUAGAAGAACAGAUACUCUCAACCUUUGAGCGAGUGAUAACAACAAAUGCACCCAUAUUUGAGUCUCUUCUGCUUCAGAUCCCGACGGAUACCAUCAUAAAGUUGUACCACACUUCAAAUUACCUCCGUACGUUCCUGCGAUCAUAUCCGACCGCAUGGAAGUCACUCUCGUUUCGCCUACCGUUUCCUUCGGGCACUCUACCAAACCCUCAAACCAACGACCCGAACGUUCCUGAAAUCGUUCCCGCACGUCAAUCCCGACCUUACGCUCUGGACAUGUUCCUGAUGAAUGUUGUGAUUCCCUUCAGUGGGUGUUUGAAGAGCCUGGAACUGGAUAACACAGCGAUUUCUGGCGAAAACCUGACCUCGACCGUGUUGCAUUCACGUCGUGAGACGCUGGAACACCUCUCUGUUCGGGGUUGCAAGAAUGUCUCUCUGAAAUAUCACAUCGUCCCUUUCCUGACCAUGUUUGCGCUCCAAUGUGACAUCGAUAUCGGAGGUAAUACCGACAACUAUCCUGGAAUGAAACGACUUGCCCUGAAGAGUCUAUAUGCCUACCGAUGUCGCCAUCAUCGGAGACGCCCCUAUCUCUCUGCUUCACUAAUGCGGAAAGACGCUGAUGCGGAGUCGACUCACGAACUUGUCAAUAUCUGUCACAAACUAGGAAUUUGGACUGAUACCGCUUGGUGUACUACACCUGCCGGUAGAUGCGCCCGCAGGGCUGGUUAUGUCAAAUCAAGAUUCCCACAUGGGGCGGGGUCGCCAGAAGUUUGGGUGGUUUUCGAUCGACUGUGGAGAUCUAAAAACUGGAUCGGUCCAGCCGAUUCUGAGAUUUCUUCAUCGCGCAUAUGUGAUGGUAAGCUGUGGGAGAAUCGCGAUACCGGAUGCUAUGGCGAGGCGCUGGGAACUGGCGAGGGCAUUGACUGGGGUGAAGGCAAAAUGACACCUUCCCAUCUCCGCCAAAGUCAUACCCAAUUUAUCGAUAGGAUUCGCUGUGAUAAUUGUCUCGAUGAUAUCUCAGAGCGGUGUGAACAUUGCAGUGUCUUGAUGCACUGCGUCGGAUGUCGUAAGACACUAUGUGCGAGCUGCGCCCACGAACGACCGUAUCUCUACAGAACGCCGCCAUCUUCAUCCGAAGGCAACCAGGCUGCAUCGGGCUCCUUCUGGUGGGCACCUGGGGCCACUCACUCCCCAGGCUCAAUGCAGGACCCUAUGGAUCUUCUAGGAGAUCCCAAUCAACCCCAAACUACAGCGAUGGAUCCGCUCCCCAUACUCAAUUUUCACUGGUGCUGCACCAAGCCUGACCUCUCUGGUGGGGGUGGAAUCAGUAUCGGACCUCGUAAUCGAGAGGUGGACCAGGUUCGGGCCGUACCUUUGCCUCGAGGUCAAGGCUGGGAGGACCUAGAGUACACCGUCAGUGAAUGGAGCAAGACAUUCCCGAAGUAUGCAUAUGGUGAUCCGAGUAAGCCGGACUACUCGCUUCAGACGGGUCAUCUGGCGAUGAUGAAGUGGCUGCUAGGACCGCCUAAUCGGCAAGUCUCACCAUGCCCGCGCAACCUGUGUCAAGGAUGUUAUGAUUCCCCACAGUGGAAGGUGCACUGCAAAAGCUGCUCAAAGCCUCUCUGUAUUGAGCAUGACCUCCGUGGGCUUCGCUUACGGAUCUGCGGCUAUCGAGAUCUUGAGACGGAAAAGCAGACCAUUCAAAACCGAUUCGCUGUGGACUUGUCGGAUUCUCUCGCCUCUAGUCAACUUCUUGAAUAUGACCUGCCAUUCAGAAGCCAACACCCCCUUAAUGCGACAAAUAAAAGCCUCAUUGAUGAUUCACGGCAACAUAGUAUGGAUGAGGAAAAUACGCCCGAGUCACACCCCAGUGAUCAAUCGGCUCUACUUUCCUUCUUCUCCAAUCAACCAACUCGAUCUUUUUCGGCCCCGGCGUCUGACCAUUCUUCCCCCCUCCAUCGUCAUCUUCCUCCACCUUCUUUGAUUCGCCGACUUUCGAGCCCCUACGAUGGCAAGGUUGUCAAUCCUUCUUCUGUCCUCCAUCUGAUCCUAUCACGGGAAUCAGGGAUGGACCCACGCCCCAGAUGCCCCAGUUCUCUCCGAGAAUGCACGGGCUGCAAGGUAUAUGUGUGCGCGGACUGCAUUGAGACGCACCCACCUUGCAAAUGCUCGUAUUGCGAGGAAAACUACUUGUGCCCUAAUUGCAUGGCGGACCGCCCGCGUGACAGUUUGUGUCACCGUAAUCAAGAGGCACAGGCGCAGCAGCGUGAGCGCAAAUGGAAAAAGGAUAUGCAAGCGCUUGAGGCCAUCCUAGAGCUCAAAGUGGCCAAUGAGCUGGCCGAGUUUGCAGGCGAGUUCUUUGAUCUCGUAGAGCAGCCCAAUCGUCUCCCCUCCAAUGGUUUCCCGUCAGCAACUACGGAUGACGACAUCGCCGAUCUUUACGAAGGUGACCUCGCAGCAGCGGAAAUCUCCGCCUCGUACUUUGAGCCUGAUGACAUUGACUGGUUCCUCGAAGACUCUCACUAG
Molecule: messenger RNA, 2628 nt
Organism: Penicillium paradoxum
Lineage: Eukaryota; Fungi; Ascomycota; Eurotiomycetes; Eurotiales; Aspergillaceae
Exons: 2
Coding region: 1-2628 (875 amino acids)
Source: RefSeq, a predicted model, not a curated record